AAGAAAAGAACACUACACCGCCAGCACAUAAUGAUAUUGAAUGAUGAGUACGAUAUGGGAUUGUGGGGGAAGUCUGGGGUACGACGGGAGAGAGAGAAACAUGGGCGAGGAGGAUCUUCAGUGGGAUAUCAGGUGAGAGAUGUGAUACCAAGCCGUGGAGAUACUGUACUCCAUACAUGGACGAGGACGGAGCACUCAGUGUCCCCGUCACCUACCUGCUCUGCGACACUUCUGUCUCCCCUCUAUAACCUGUAUUUGACCGCGUUUACGCCGCGGAUACCACACCGGAAGUGGCAACCCACGUCGUUCAUUCGAUAUCGCCAGACAUCUUGUUUAUGCACCACGGGUCGAUGAGGGGUUACCUACCGCUACCAUUCAAGCUCUAACUCCCGCACCGUGAGGAUGUGUGUCUUACCUGCUCCUUCUUACCCAAACCUCAAACAAGUCCCCGCGAAUACACGUCGUGCACCCCAUCCAAUGCACGCACAACACCCGUUGACCCUGCUUACCCCUCCCUGGUCCCUUCCUAUCCUUCGCUUCCAUGCCCUCCCCCGCGACUUCCCUAUGCGGUGCUCUGCUGCUUGUAUAAAUGAUGAUUUCCCCGCCCGCCCCAGGCAGGCAAUGGGAUCUGUCAUACCUCCUGCGUAUUCCCAUUGACUUCUCACUUUCUCCCCAAUUACAAAGAUAAAUCUCUCCUGUUCUGGAAAAUACAGCAAAUCACCAUGGGUCUCGCUCUGAAGAAGCCGAAAGACGUGCCCGGCCGCUCGUGGCCUGCCAUUGUCAUUGGUUUCUUCGUUGCCUUUGGUGGUAUUCUCUUCGGAUAUGAUACAGGUACGAUUUCUGGCAUCAUUGCCAUGGACUACUGGAAAGCGCUCUUCACCGACGGCACGCGCGAUGCGAAUGGUGAUCCCGACAUCUCCGCCUCGAACACCGCGGCAAUCGUCUCUAUCCUGUCUGCCGGUACCUUCUUCGGCUCGCUAUCCGCAGCACCAUUCGCCGAUUUCCUCGGUCGUCGAUUGGCGCUCGUAGGCGCUGCUAUAGUCUUCUCCUUUGGCGUUAUUCUGCAGACUGCCGCUACGGCGAUUCCACUCUUCUUGGCUGGACGCUUCUUUGCUGGUUUUGGUGUAGGGCUGGUUUCUGCUUUGAUUCCACUAUAUCAGUCUGAGACGGCACCGAAAUGGAUCCGUGGUGUUAUCGUAGGGGCAUAUCAACUGGCCAUCACCAUUGGGCUUCUCAUAGCUGCCGUCGUGGACAAUGCUACGUCGAAACGCAAUGACACUGGCUCAUACAGAAUCCCGAUCGCCGUUCAGUUUGCCUAUGCAAUUAUCCUCGGGAGCGGCAUGCUCUUCCUCCCCGAAACCCCCCGUUACCUCGUCAAACGCACUCGGCAUGACAAGGCUGCGCGCUCCCUCGGCCGCCUCAGACGACUCAAUGUUGACCAUCCAGCCAUCGUGCAGGAGCUGAACGAGAUCGAGGCAAACCACAAGUACGAGCUACAUCUGGGCAAGGCGACCUACUUCGACUGCUUCCGUGGCAACAUCGGCAAGCGACUUUUGACCGGUUGCUUGCUGCAAGCGCUGCAGCAGCUUACUGGUGUUAAUUUCAUUUUCUAUUACGGAACUCAAUACUUUAAAAACUCCGGAAUCACCAACCCCUUCGUCAUUCAAAUGAUCACCAGCGCCGUCAAUGUCGCCUCCACCCUCCCUGGUCUCUACGCCAUCGACAAGAUCGGCCGCCGCCCGCUCUUGCUCUGGGGCGCCGUCGGCAUGGCCGUCAGCCAGCUCCUCGUCGCCGUCCUAGGCACAACCACCACCUCCCAAGACGCCGCGGGCAACAUUAUUGUCCAUAAUGUUGCAGCGCAGAAGGCGGGGAUUGCAUUCAUCUGCAUUUUCAUCUUCUUUUUCGCAGCCACUUGGGGCCCGAUUGCAUGGGUGGUUACGGGCGAGAUUUUCCCGCUCAAGGUCCGCGCGAAGUGUCUAAGUAUGACCACGGCUACGAAUUGGCUCUUCAACUGGGCCAUCGCCUAUUCAACCCCCUACCUCGUGAAAUGGGGUCCCGGAAACGCAAAUCUCCAGUCCAAAAUCUUCUUCAUCUGGUUCGGCUGCUGCUUCCUCUGUAUCGCCUUCGUCUACUUCUUCAUUUACGAGACGAAGGGACUCACGCUCGAGCAAAUCGAUGAGCUGUAUGAUGAGGUUAGUGUUGCGAGGAAGUCGGUGGGAUGGGUGCCGACUAAAACUUUUGCGGACAAAUCGGGGAAGGAGGGGGCGGAGGAGGUGGAGGGGGGGGUGUUGGAGACAGGAGAGACGGGAGAGCCGGUUAGUGGGGACGCGGGGAUGGUGGGGGGGAAGUCGGAGUGA
Molecule: messenger RNA, 2357 nt
Organism: Pseudogymnoascus verrucosus
Lineage: Eukaryota; Fungi; Ascomycota; Leotiomycetes; Thelebolales; Thelebolaceae
Gene: SNF3
Product: Plasma membrane low glucose sensor
Exons: 6
Coding region: 723-2357 (544 amino acids)
Biological process (GO): transmembrane transport; carbohydrate transport
Cellular component (GO): membrane
Molecular function (GO): carbohydrate:proton symporter activity
Source: RefSeq, a predicted model, not a curated record